Messenger RNA from Acaulospora morrowiae, 156 nucleotides. Lineage: Eukaryota; Fungi; Glomeromycota; Glomeromycetes; Diversisporales; Acaulosporaceae. The record is from the annotation of a GenBank genome assembly.
CAAUAUACCUACAUCCAAAAUUCAUUUAACGAGGGUGACUUCCCUGUCUUCGAUGGACAAUCACAGGAAUAUAUCGGUUUUGGAGAUUACGAUUACAAUAAUCAAAUGACAUCUCUGAAUUAUUCCGUAGCCCCGGAAGAUCAAUACCCUCAAUUC